AUGUGUGCCCAUUGCUAUUGGUUACUUGCUCUGAUAUGGAAGGUGCAAACUUGUAGUUCUCUAUGUAAUUCCUUCUUUAGAUUCCCACAUAAAGAAAUGUAUUAACUCCUCCAUUUUUUCCUCUAUGUUUACAAUUCCCUAUCUUCUCUGUUUUAUCACUCAAUAAUCCCACUCUUUCAUGGGUAGACCCUGUAACUUUGCUGGGUACCCACAUUCAAAUUUUAGGUCAUUUUUGUCUUUUGGUUGUGGUUUGCUAUGCUAUCGAGUUGCACGAGAAAAUUUUGAAGGUCUUUUUGCGUUUGUUUCUGAUGGAUUUUGCUUCAUUCUUGAAGCUUUCAACUCGAAGUAGUGAAUUGAAACAUGGGUUGUUGGUGCUUGGCUGUUUUUCGCAUGCUUUUAGUAUUUUUGGGUUGUUCCUGAUGUUUGGUCUGGCGUUAAAGUUGUUGCACUUUUUGUCGCAGGGUAAGGGUUUUAUUCAGUUUUUAUGUGAGAUUAUAGGGAAAUCAGGCGAUAAAAAAUAUGGGUUUUGUUCAAAAAAGGGUUUUGAUGAAGUAUGUGAUUCAAAGAUGAUGGAGGAUUCAAAGUCAAGAAAUAAGGACGAUUUGUUGGUAAGCAAAGAGCCUUUGGAACCAAAUGGUGUUGCUCUUGAUGACGAUGAUGAUUAUGGAAGAAAAUAUUGUAUUGAAGAUGAGGAAUUUGAUGUAAUUGCACUAAGGAGGUUGGCCAAAAUCGAGAGGCAUAGAGCAGACAUGGCUUAUGCAGAACUUGAGAAGGAGAGAAUGGCUUCUGCAUCCGCAGCUGAUGAAGCAAUGACUAUGAUUUUGCGGCUUCAAAGCGAGAAGAGUUCCUUACAAAUUGAAGCCAAUCAGCAACGUAGAUUGGCAGAGCAAAAGCAAGAAUAUUAUCAAGAAAUGAUUCAAUCAUUGCAAUUGACUUUAAUGAAACGUGAAUCUGAAAGGACUGUAAUAGAGGAAAAGUUGAGAUGGUGUGAACAAAAGUUGAAGCAGUAUAUGGAGAGUGAUGAAGUUGAUCAAUUUCAAGGGUCUAAUGAAAGUUUGAGUUUUGAUGUUGAUCCCACCAUGGAAGAUGGUUUUGAAUAUGUGCAAACAGAUUUGUUUGAAAAGGACUUCUCAGUUGUGUAAGUUCUUGAUUGUACCUGUUGGGUUUGAAGGAACAAAAACUAAGAAAGAGAGAUGUUUCUGCUGGAACUUAGAUUGAUUUUAUUUAGAUUGAUUUUAUGCC
Hevea brasiliensis (rubber tree) is the source of this 1242-nucleotide messenger RNA. Its product is annotated as protein FLOURY 1-like. NCBI's taxonomy places the organism in Eukaryota, Viridiplantae, Streptophyta, Magnoliopsida, Malpighiales, Euphorbiaceae. The transcript has a single exon. Bases 309 to 1142 code for a protein of 277 amino acids. The record is from RefSeq and is a predicted model, not a curated record.